This is a messenger RNA of Mesocestoides corti, 3048 nucleotides long. The record is from the annotation of a GenBank genome assembly. Lineage: Eukaryota; Metazoa; Platyhelminthes; Cestoda; Cyclophyllidea; Mesocestoididae.
AUGCUUUAUCUUCCUGUUGUUCGACUUGCGCGGAAAUCACAUCAACUGCAUCGCAAUCUCUUGGCAUGCUUUCGCUGUCGUCAUAAGUGUGCGGCAGAACCUUUUUUAAACGGUACUUCCUCGUCUUACAUUGAAGACAUUCAUGCCGCCUGGUUGAAGGAUCCUAACUCAGUGCAUAAAUCAUGGGAUGUUUACUUUCGUGGUGUUGCUAGUGGGGCGUCAGUUGGUGCUGCCUACUCGCCGCCUCCGACCCUCGGAUUUGAACAAAUGAGUGCACCAUUCAUGGUAGCGCCAAUGCCAUCUUCAGUGCCCGUUGGCUUGAAUGCUAAAACUAUUGAAGACCAUUUAACGGUUCAAUUGAUAAUUCGAUCGUAUCAGGUCCGUGGACAUUUAGCCGCAAAACUAGACCCUCUUAACAUUAAAUCGUCAGUGGAAUCUGUCCGAGAUUUUGUUUAUGGGCGGUAUUUGGGCGAAGCUGGCGUUCCGGAUAUGGACAAGGUUUUUCGUCUCCCAUUGAACACUCAUAUUGGGGGGGAUCAAACAGAAUUGCCUUUGAAAGAGAUCAUAAAUCGCCUUGAGGAUGCGUACUGCAAAUCGAUUGGUGUUGACUACAUGUUCAUCAAUGACCUCAAGCAAUGCGAUUGGCUGCGUCAGCGUUUCGAAAGGCCAGGAGCAACAAAUUUGUCGACAGAAGAAAGGAAGCUUUUGCUUCACCGUCUGGUGCGUGCAUGCAAGUUUGAGGACUAUCUUGCAAAGAAGUGGAGUUCAGAAAAACGUUUCGGUGUUGAAGGUUGCGAGAUGCUUAUCCCGGCGAUGAAGACGGUUAUUGAUGAGUCUAUUCAAAGUGGGGUGGAGAGUUUUAUCAUCGGCAUGCCUCAUCGGGGUCGCUUGAAUGUGCUCGCAAACGUAUGCCGCAAACCAUUAUCUGAUAUCUUCUGUCAAUUUGACUCGAGCCUUAAGGCAGCUGAUGAGGGCAGUGGCGAUGUGAAAUACCACCUGGGGAUGAGUCACCGACGCAUCAAUAGAAAGACGGGCAAGGAGUUCAACAUCGCCGUUUGCGCUAAUCCUAGCCAUUUGGAAGCGGUCGACCCUGUUGUUCAGGGAAAGACAAGAGCUGAGCAGUUUUACCGCCCUUCUUCCUCAAUCGCUAAUUGUACAAUUGGUGGCAAUUUUAGUAACGACACCGAAGGUAAGCAAGUGAUGUCCAUCCUCUUGCAUGGUGAUGCCUCAUUCGCCGGACAAGGUAUUGUCUACGAGACCAUUCAUCUUAGUGAUCUCCCUUCCUACACUACCAAGGGCACUAUCCACAUUGUCGUAAACAAUCAGAUUGGUUUCACUACGGACCCUCGUAUGUCCCGCAGCUCCGUGCAUUGCACGGACGUGGCCCGCGUUACCAACUCGCCAAUCUUCCACGUAAAUGCCGAUGACCCAGACGCCGUGGUCCAUGUCGCUCGCGUCGCGGCCGAGUGGCGUGCCACCUUCGGCAAGGACGUUGUCAUUGACCUAGUCGGCUAUCGACGAUUCGGACACAAUGAGACUGACGAACCCAUGUUCACGCAGCCUCUUAUGUACAAGCGCAUCCGUCAAAUGCCCACUGUACUUGAGAAGUAUUCUAAACAGCUUCUUGAUGAAGGCUGCAUCACCGAUAAAGAACUAAAGGCGUCGAUUGAUGAAUACCAUAAAAUCUGUGAUGACGCCUACGCCGAGGCCAAAUCACAGACUGUUACUUACAAUCGUGCUUGGCUGGACUCUCCGUGGGAGAAAUUCUUUGAAGACCGCGAUCCUAUGUAUCUGCCUUCCACCGGCGUUGAAGAGUCGCAGCUUAAGCACAUCGGUGAAAUAGUGAGUGGCUACCCUGACAAUUUCGUAAUUCAUCCCGGUCUGAAGCGUGUGCUCAAAGGUCGCUCCGACUUGGUAAAGAGCCGCAUGGCUGACUGGGCUCUCGGCGAGUUUUUCGCCUAUGGCUCUCUCCUCAUGGCCGGCCACCACGUCCGAGUCUCCGGCCAGGAUGUGGAGCGCGGCACCUUCUCCCACCGACAUGCCGUUCUUCAUCACCAGGACAUUGACAAAUCGAUACACGUCCCGUUGGAGCACCUUUCCCCCAACCAGGCACCCUUCACCAUCUGCAACAGCUCACUUUCGGAGUAUGCCGUGAUGGGAUUCGAGAUGGGAUACUCCCUCACGAAUCCUAACUCCCUAGUUAUCUGGGAGGCUCAGUUUGGUGACUUUGCCAAUGGUGCACAAAGCAUGAUUGAUCUGUUUGUCUCAUGUGGUCAACAGAAGUGGGUCCGUCAAUCUAAUCUUGUACUUCUUCUCCCCCAUGGCAUGGAAGGCAUGGGCCCUGAGCACUCUAGUGGCCGAAUGGAACGGUUCCUGCAGCUCUCUAAUGACGACGAUAGCUUCCUCCCAGUAUUUGGGGAACAUUUCUCACAACAGCAACUCGUUGAAACGAACUGGAUCCUUGCCAACUGCACCACACCAGCUAACAUGUUCCACGUUCUGCGUCGUCAAAUUCUAUUGCCUUUCCGUAAACCUUUGGUGGUUUUCACACCUAAAUCCCUAUUGCGUCACCCUGACGCGCGUUCAUCUUUCGAUGAUAUGCUUCCUGGCACUACUUUCCAGCGUCUUAUCCCCGAAGCUGGUCCUGCCCGUUCUGCUCCUGAGAAUGUCAAAAAACUGAUUUUGUGCUCUGGCAAGGUUUAUUAUGACAUUGCGAAACACAUUGAAUCGGCCGGUCUCAACAAGGAGAUCGCGGUUGCUCGUAUUGAGCAGCUCACUCCACUCCCCUACGACCUGAUUAAGGAAGAACUAGAGCGCUACCCUAACGCCGCUGUUCAGUGGGUUCAAGAAGAACACAAGAACUAUGGUGCUUGGUCCUACGUUCGACCUCGCAUUGAGCAUCUCAUUCAACGAGAGAUGCCUAACCGUGUUCACACAAAAUUACUGUAUGCCGGACGCCCUCCAAGCGCUGCUCCAGCUACUGGUCGCAAGGCAAUUCACAUGAUGGAACACUCGUUCCUCCUCAAGGCCGUCCUGCAGACUGACUAG